Molecule: messenger RNA, 1557 nt
Organism: Peronospora farinosa
Lineage: Eukaryota; Oomycota; Peronosporomycetes; Peronosporales; Peronosporaceae
Source: the annotation of a GenBank genome assembly
AUGUUUGUGGCCCAAAUCCGUUUAGCGGCCGUGGGGAUGACGGAAAGCCGGGCUGGGAUUCUACGACUCAUUGGGGGAGACUCUCUCAAGCCAAGAGGAGUUUGGACGGAGGACAAAGUGGAGGCACAGGCAACUACGACUACAGAAAGCGAAGACGGCCAAGACGAUGAUGAUGCUCCUACUGCAUCUGGUGCUGAGGACCCCUACGAGCGCUAUCGCAAAAUGCUUAAAGUUGGCGUACCUCGACAAACGGUUGAGGAGCGAAUGCGUAUUGAUGGAGUCAACAACGCGGGCCUAGAUGGAGCCAAUAUGAAAGGAGCAUUGCACCCUGAGCAAACCCUUGCGCCAAUAGCGAGUGAUGUUCCUGUGAUGAAGACGAAGCGUCGUAGAUGGCACUGGACGGAAGUCUCCAAAGCCGACCGAGCCCCUCCUCCAUUGGAAGGAUCCCUGUGGAUGCAGGUCAAUGAAAAGGAAGCACACCAGCGGCUCACGGCUCCAUCGCAAGCGUACAUUCAAGAACUUUACGUGAGAGAGAUUGGCAAUAUAGUGGAGAGCUCCAAACGUGCACCGUUAAAGAGGAACGCUAGAACAGCUUCCACGAUUCAGCGUCCUUCUCGACCUAAGAGCACGAGAACGGUGCAAAUAUUGAAAGGGAACAAAGCUGUGAACCUCGAGCUCGCAGUAAACCGCAUCACAUCUCCGUUCGCCGACGUGGCUAAAGAUGUCAAUAUCCUGACGGCUAUGUAUCUGCAAGACACGGAUGUUAGGACGAUUCUAGCGAUGUGGCCUAGCAUGGCUGAGGAAAUUGCUCUCGAAGAAUAUUCGGAAGAUUUUGAAGCUCUAAAACUUAGCGAGCAGUUUCUGGUAACGAUCCGCGCUGUUCCGAUGGCGAAAGAAAAGCUUGAAUGCCUCCUGCUGAAACUAGAGUUACCUUCACGAGCUGAGAACCUCAAGCAAGCGGCGGGUCUAGUAACCCGGGCACUCAACCAACUCUGUUCGAGCCCCAAAUUCACAAAAGUGAUGCAACUCCUUCGGGACUUUGGUAAUCUUGCAAACGAGGAAUUUGUUGAAAAUUACAGAGCAAGGUUCUCGCUGGAAUCGCUGGCCAAGAUGAGUCAUACGAAGUCAUUCGACAAUAAAAACUCUAUGCUUGAUGGAUUCUUGCAUGUCCUCUGGAUGGAAAACGAUGGAAAGUUGUCGGACUUUUACGAUGAAAUCAAUCUUGUCUUGCAGUGCAAGAGUGUCUCUGUGGACGGUCUGACGUCCGAAAUGAAUCAGCUUCGUGAGGGCUACGAUUUGGUGAAAUCAGUGGCUCUUGCAAGCAGCGAUGCUUCCGACGAUGGCGCAAAGCUAGCACAAAAAGCUUUUACUCAAUUUGCUGACGAUGUGGACGACAAGCUCCGUGGUGUGCAGACAAGUUUAGACAUCAUGAACAUAAGUAAACGCAAAUUCCAGUCCUGGUUUGAAGAAGAUGCAAGGGCACCACUUGAUCAACAUCUCAAAGCGAUUGUCCAUUUUGCAUUAGCAGCUAAAACUAAAAACUCUCUACUCAACUAA